Ogataea philodendri is the source of this 1539-nucleotide messenger RNA. RefSeq lists its product as uncharacterized. NCBI's taxonomy places the organism in Eukaryota, Fungi, Ascomycota, Pichiomycetes, Pichiales, Pichiaceae. The coding region runs from base 1 to 1539 and encodes 512 amino acids. Gene Ontology annotation, molecular function: ATP binding; ATP hydrolysis activity. The record is from RefSeq and is a predicted model, not a curated record. The transcript has a single exon.
AUGAGCAGUAUUGUGAGAUUGUCCAAGUGUUUGGUCACUGAGGGGCUUCUGAACCGGGGUGGACACCGUGUCUUCCAGGAACCAAUCAACUUUGAGAUUUUCCAGGGUGAAAAAUGGGCCAUUAUCGGCGAUUCUUACAGAUCCAAGUUUCUUCAAACUUUGAAAGGUUCCUUCAAUGUUUCGCCGACUUCGACUGGGAGAUCGUAUCCGUUGAGUUUGAAGAAACCAGACAUGAAGGUGGAAUUAUUACAGUUUGUGAAUAACGGAUCGUUUGGCCACGGAGCAACCGACUCGUCCGGUGGAUUUACUCAUCUUUCCAGUAGAUACGAGUUCUACAAAGAUGCGGAGGUUGACGAAACAGUGCAGGAUUUCAUUGCGAACAUCUCGUACAAUUCUCAACAUAAGAUUGACCCUGUUUUUCUGGGUCAAUUGCUGGACAAAGUCGAUCUUUCCGGGUUCCAGCAAAAAUAUAUCACCACUCUCAGCAAUGGACAGUUCCGCAGGGCCCGGAUUGCCAAGAGUCUGUACGGUAGACCCGACUUGCUGCUGGUUGAGGAUCCGUUCCUCGGUUUGGACCCCGUUGCUACCAAAAAUAUCUCUUCGGUCUUGGAAAAAACCGCUCUGCCAACCACAGUUUGUCUCGGUCUGAAGAUCCAGGACACCAUUCCAGACUGGAUUGAGAAAGUCGCCAUUGUCGAUCACACAGGGAUCGUUAAAAGUGGCCCAAAAAGAGACCUUGUGGAAAUGUUGAGGAUUUUAAAAGAGAAGCACGAAGACCAUCAACUUUCACUCAAGAAAGCAGUCGAGUCAAAACUGUUCCACGCUCUGGAACAGACUUCCACAACGUCAGAAACACCCAUUUUGGAAAUGGACAACGUUAACGUGCUUUACCGUGGCAAACCAGCACUCAAGAACCUGAGCUGGACUGUUCGCGAUGGCGAGAAAUGGCACAUCAGAGGUAAAAAUGGAUCUGGUAAGACAACUUUGCUUUCCCUCAUCACUCUUGACCACCCUCAGUCUUGGAACAAACACAUCAAAUUGAAUGGACAACCAAGAGCAACAGGUAAAACCAACUAUUUUGACACAAACAAACAGAUUGGGUUCACAUCGCCUGAGUUACACGCGAUUUUCCCCAAGAACCUGACUGUAGAACAAGCAAUCUCGACUGGAUUUCAAACGGGUUCAUACAUUCCUCCGAAACUAACUCAGCAGCAAAAAGAUACCAUCUAUCGGUAUCUGGAAUCUGUCGAUCUGAUCAACCAAGCACAAACAAAGUUUAAAGAUCUGCCAGUAAGCAGCCAAAAACUAGUUUUAUUGCUCCGUGCCAUGAUCAACCAACCUAAAAUCCUAAUUCUGGACGAAUCCUUGAGCGCAAUGUCAAACGAAGACAUCAUCAAAGGAAAAUACUUAAUCGACCACUGGAAAGGAUGUGUUUUAGUGAUCGGCCAUGUUGAAAACGAAGUUCCUAAGUGCGACAAAUUCAUCGAUCUGAAUGGUGCAAACGUCGGUGACUAUAUCAUUGGAGAUAUCACGAAUUAG